Molecule: messenger RNA, 279 nt
Organism: Penicillium samsonianum
Lineage: Eukaryota; Fungi; Ascomycota; Eurotiomycetes; Eurotiales; Aspergillaceae
Exons: 1
Coding region: 1-279 (92 amino acids)
Source: RefSeq, a predicted model, not a curated record
AUGCAGCUUCGGAGAGAUAGUGCGAUUCUCUACCCUAGACGGUGCUGCUACUGCUUAUACCACGAGCUAUUGGUCGCUCCGUUUCCGCUGCAACAUGAAGCAGACCCUGGUAUUGUGGUGGAACACACAAAGGCUCGCCACACAGAAUGGCUCGAUAUCGUCAUGGCACAUGGAACGCGUCUGGACAUUGCACGCAGCGGGUACGGUCAGACCCCUGCAUGCCUACGCGUCGAAGUGCCAGCUGGGCGGUCUUUCGCUGGUCCCGCCGUUUGGUGCUAG